Chinchilla lanigera (long-tailed chinchilla) is the source of this 689-nucleotide messenger RNA. It is a transcript of the gene Mrpl55, whose product is annotated as mitochondrial ribosomal protein L55. The transcript is spliced from 4 exons. The record is from RefSeq and is a predicted model, not a curated record. Gene Ontology annotation, biological process: translation. Lineage: Eukaryota; Metazoa; Chordata; Mammalia; Rodentia; Chinchillidae. Gene Ontology annotation, molecular function: structural constituent of ribosome. Bases 226 to 612 code for a protein of 128 amino acids. Gene Ontology annotation, cellular component: mitochondrial large ribosomal subunit.
UUGCUUACCGUCGUCGCCCCUGAGGACGUCAGCGCCGCGCGACGCAGCGCCAGCUGUUGAGCUGACUUGUGCGCGGCCGCUGCCUGGGCUGGGGUCGCAGCCUGCGCUGUGAGUGUUGGAUUUCAGGAGGAUGAAUUAAAUGAGAAAAAACUUUAAGAAGAAAAGAGAGCUCUUCUCUCCUUGCCUAGCAGGUCGCACAGCAAGAGACCAGGGACCUAAGGGAGAAUGGCAGCUGUGGGCAGCCUCCUUAGCUUGCUACAGCAGAGCAUUGUGAAAGCAGCUGCAUCCAGACCCCGCUGCCUGCACACUUCUUCUAGCUGGGCAGACAGCACCAGGGCUGCACUCACUCGCCUGCACCGACAGGCCUAUGCACGCCUCUACCCAGUGCUGCUUGUCAAGCAGGACGGCUCCACCAUUCACAUCCGAUACCGGGAGCCAAGGCGCAUGCUGGCAAUGCCCCUGGACCUGGACACCCUGUCCCCCGAGGAGCGCCGGGCCAGACUCCGGAAGCGUGAGGCCCAGCUCCGACACAAGAAAGAGGAGGAGCCAGAGCUCACUGAUGACUUUGAUGCUGAGCGUUACAGACGGUUUUGGGCCAAGACCAAGAAGUAGUUGUGGCUUAAAGUUGUUUAGGGACAUUGUGUGGACAGAGGGUGAUCUCCUGUAAAUGGUACAUUCCUGAUGUCUCA